Molecule: messenger RNA, 7022 nt
Organism: Brassica rapa (field mustard)
Lineage: Eukaryota; Viridiplantae; Streptophyta; Magnoliopsida; Brassicales; Brassicaceae
Product: dihomomethionine N-hydroxylase-like
Molecular function (GO): oxidoreductase activity, acting on paired donors, with incorporation or reduction of molecular oxygen; heme binding; iron ion binding
Source: RefSeq, a predicted model, not a curated record
AUAUAUUUUAUUUGUAAUUUCUAUAUAUGUUAUUGCUAUUUUUUGUUUAAAGAAUGUCCGAGUCAUCUUUUAAAAAACUAAAAAUACUGCAAAACUAAAAACCAAAACCAAAAGCUAGAAACCAAAAUCAAAAACUGAAAACCAAAACAAAAACUUAAAAAUCAAAAACCAAAAUCUAAAAACUAAAACCAAAAUCUAAAAACCAAAAACUAAAACUAAAAACUAGUUCAAACAAUCAACACCUGAAGAUUUUUUGUAAGUUUUUCCUCUGUAACCUGCAUAAUUGUUUAAUAAAUCAUUUUUUUCGGGAAUUGAAACUUGGACCUGCUGGUGUAAAAACAUUAAUAAACUCUUAGUCAAACUACUCAAAUAAGUGUGCUUCCACUACUAGAGAUUCUUUAUUAACUACAAAAGGAAGAGAGAAACAGAGGUCGAAGCAAAAUCUUUUAAGCAUCAGCCCAGAAGUUUAAGACUAAAAACCUAUACAUGCAUUUUGGGCCAAUUUGUCCGUAUCAAUCAGUUUAACUCGAGACCAAAUUGGAGUUUUUGUAGUUUCUUUGAUAAUAUUUAUUGAUUGCAGUGGAACAAGUGCGUAAAUGAUUAUUCUGGAUCAAGUGGAAUAGAAGACACUAAUUCAACAUGGCGUAAUAGCUAUGAAAUAUUUAGCUAAUUCUUUCUCACAUUUCAUAUUGUCAACAUAGCGAUUAAGAGCAGCUCCGAUGGGAUGUAUAGGGGAUCUAAAAAUAAAAAUAAAAGAAAAAAUUAAAAGAAAUUAAGAAAAAAAAAAGUUCUAAUCUUGCUACUUUUAGACUACCUCUCUAAUGUGAGUUCUUCUCAUUGGAGUUCUUAAAAUAUAUAUCAUAUAUGUAUAUAUGUAUGUAUAUAUUAUAUAUAUAUAAAUAUUUGUGGGAUUCAUAAUUUUUGUGGAACCCCGUAAUCAAAAGUUCUUAAAAUAUAUUUUAAGAGCUCCAAUGGAAAGAACCACCAUUGGAGGUGUUCUUAAAAACCUCUACUUCUUAUCUGUCACCGUCUAAAUGCAUCUUUCUCCAUAUGUGAUUUAAUUUAAAUCAAAACUUAUUUAUUUAAUUUUAAUACUAUUAUUUUGUUUUUAGGAACCCUUGUUUUAUAUACUGAGCGUUAAAGUUGCUCUAAUCAUUCAAGUAGAAAGAACUAGCAGAAUUUAUCUGGAAAUGUAUGUAUAUAUUAACAUUAUAAAUGAUUGAUAAAGAAGCCAAUUAGUUAUUUUUAAUGACACAAGUUACUCACAGGGCUUAACCAAACGAAUAAAUGAAAUUUGACGACAUGUAAAUUUGUAUGAUUGUAUUUGUAUCGGUGUUUUAUUUUCGGCCUGCAAAGUUUAUGAUAUAAUAUUUUCAAUUAGGACACAUAAAGCUCUUAAAUGUUCUUCGGUCCUUUACGUGUAUCCAAAGUCCAAACAUAGCUAUCAAAGCUCCCAACCAAAGAGCACAACAAUAAGUCAAUUAUGAAAUAAUUCAAGAUAAUCUGGAGAACAAUAAUUUUUAACGACUUAUCGUCUAGUCAAUAUAUAUAGUUUAAAUCUUGAAUUUCGUAACUGAAAAUUGUUUUUUUUUUUUUUUACCUUCAAAUAUUAUCAUUAAAGAGUUUAUUUUCCACAUGCUAAUAAUCAUAAUCCUAAAGAGUUAAAUUAGCUGAGUUGCCACUUGUUUUAAUUUGCAAUGAAUGAAGCGACAUUUGUAAGAAAGUAUAUAUCUUGGUCCUUUUAUAUCACGUAAUGUGCAAGCUAUACUAAUAGUAUAAGACUAGUCAUGGACUCUAUAACUUUUCAUUAAUUUUUUUAAUCAUACCCAUUAGGCAAUUAAUCUAUGCAUACGUAUAAGUAUGUUGAAAAUAUAUACAAACCAUUAUGCGAUGAGUACAAAAUGCAUAAACGCACCUCCUUUUACACUAGGUUACGUUUACAAAUUGACCGAUUUAUAAAAUAUACUUAAAUUUUAGUAAGAAAAAAAAACAAAGCCGUUUACAAAACAUAUAUAUUAACUUUUCACCAUGCCUAUCAUAUUACUUGGAAUCCUUCACCAAAUCAUUUUGUUUGACUUGGAAGAGCGGAGCUAUAGUUUUCUGGUCGACGAAGUUAUAACUGUUAUGUCAAAUUUAGACCAAAAUUUAUGAUAUAACUCAUCAUUCAAUAAACUAUUAACAUCUAUAUGUGCGUAACCGGGUCUCGUGGUCUGGUGGUAAAGGAACCUCGGCUGAGGUGCCCGCCAUCACGAGUUCGAGCCCCAGCCACAGCGGAUUUAACAUGGUUUCUGUUUGGCUUCCAGGACCUUCUUCGCCAGUUCCGGUUGGACGCGGUGGAAUAGUCGAACUAAGUGAGAGGUCUGGAUACCUGAAUUAUCAAAAAAAAAAAAAUCUAUAUGUGCGUAUAGUUUAUAAAUAUAUACACUUAAUUAUACUCUACAAUCACUUGAAUUUUUUAAAACUUCUUAACAACCUUCUAUGUGAUAUAUUAACUCUUACUCCUUAUCAUAAAAACUGCACGAGCCAGCUUAUAUACGCAUCACUCAGAUAACAUACAACUUACAAGUAACUGGAUUGAUGUAGAGAGAGACUUAAAACAAGUUAAUAGAUAUAUUGAGGGUUAAAUUUUGGGGGUUGAUAGUUUAAAAACUAUUGCAUAAAAUGUAAACGUUACAGAGACAUGUUUGGAGCAUGUUCUUGUGGUGGUCAAUUUUUCCAAACAGGCUUUAAACUAUCUGUUCCUCUGUACGAGUUACUUUUUGACAGUAGGUUAUAUCCAUUAACCGGUAAAGAGAGAUUCGGAAGACGGAGACUUGGCCGAAAAUGGUGUCGAGACUAGCUAGCAUUGGCGGGUCGUGGUGCUGAUGCGUGCAGUUUCGGGUUACCUCCUUCUAAACAACAUACAAGGUUGUUUGUAGAUUGAACUUGGCAUGUGCUAUAAGUCUAAAAAUGAAAUGCUGUAAACUAGAAUUAUGAAACAAGAUCUCCUUUAAACCUGCAAGAACCAGUUUCGAAUCUCUUUGUUACAGCUCCAGCCUAAAAAUUAAAUAGCUCUUAUCUUUUGAUUUUGAUUACAGAGAAGCUAAGUGGACGAAACGUUCAAUACCUAACUUCUUAACCGUCUUGGUUAAAAGGAAGGCAUGUGGACGUUUAGAUUUAUUCUAGUUAACAGAACUAGCUAGCACAUAAUUUUAUUUUAUUUUUUAGUAACGAUAUUACAUGUGCUUUAACGCACUACAAUCGGUUUACAAUGAAUAUUUUUGGUGCACUACGUAUACUAUCAUUUACCACUGUAUGCUUUUACGCUUCUUUACUAAACCGCCAAAGCAUUUUUAUUAUAUCAAAGAAGAAAACCACUAUGAUAAUUUUAUCAACAAAAAAAUGUUUUCUAUGAUAAAGAUCCUCCACAAGAUUCGAUUUUGAUGCUUGGCGAUAACUGAAUUUUAUCUUCUGUCCAUAACUAUUAUUUAAGGUGUAUUAGUCAAAAUAUAAAAAAAAACUAUUAUUUAAAUUGCUGCCAUUAGCUACCUACGUCAAUAUUUAUUAGGGUUUUGAUUGAUAAUAAUAAUUUUCCUGAAACUAAUAAUAUCUAUACGGUUAUGUAUGGAACCUUGAAAGGUAUAAAUAGAUAGCAAGGCAAAAGUACGUACUACACAACGUGUAGCAAAGAUUCAUUCACUACUAGCUCAAAAGUAAAACCACUUUUCAUUCCCAACAAAAAUCCAAUACAAAACAAAUUAUAGCCAUGAGCAUGAGUAUCAUUAAUCCAUCUAGUUUCACACUUGUUAUAUUUUCCUUUACGUUGGUCUUGGCUCUCGCUAUGCUUUUCUUGAUAGUCAAGAAACCUAAAGAGCAGCUUCCUCCGGGCCCACGGGGAUGGCCGAUCAUAGGGAACUUGUUCCAUAUGAUCAUGAACCGACCGGUUCAUGUGUGGAUCCACCGUUCCAUGGAGGAUAUGCAAACGGAGAUAGCUUGCUUCCGCUUCGCCCGGGUCCGCGUCAUCACCGUAACCUCAAGCGAGAUCGCCCGAGAAGUGCUUAGAGAAAAACACGAGGCUCUUGCAGACAGAUCAGAGUCGUACUCGAGCAAUCUUAUUAGCCAUGGCUACAAAGAAAUUGUUUUCUCUUCCUACGGAGAGAAUUGGAAGCUGAUGAAGAAAAUGAUGACCACAAAACUAAUGUCUCCGACAACGUUGAACAAAACCCUCGGUGAUAGAACACUAGAAGCGGAUAAUAUCGUCACGUAUGUUUUUAAUCUCCCCCAACCAGGGUGCAUUAACGUGAGAGAUAUUGCCUUAACGUAUUGCCAUGCCGUGAUGAUGAGGAUGAUGUUUGGCCAGAGGCAUUUUGAUGUAGCCGCUGAGGACGGAGGUCUCGGGCCAAAAGAGAAAGAGCAUAUGGACGCAAUUUACCGAGCUCUAGAUUGUUUUUUCAGCUUUAAUGUAACGGAUUACUUACCUUUUCUUAGAGGAUGGAACAUCGAUAACGAGGAGGAGGAGGUCAGAGAAGCGGUUGAUAUCCUCAACAGAUGCAACGACCCGAUCAUCCACGAGAGAAUGCAUUCGUGGAGGAACAAAGGCGGUAAAGAGACUGAAGAAGAUUGGCUCGAUAUUCUCAUCACCCUUAAAGAUGACCAAGGAAUGCCUUUGUUCACAUUUGAUGAGAUUAGGGCUCAGUGCAAGGAUAUCAAUGUUGCAACAAUUGAUAAUACGAUGAAUAAUGUGGAGUGGACGAUAGCAGAGAUGUUGAAUAAUCCUGGGAUUCUUGAGAAAGCCACUACUGAAUUGGACGUGGUAGUUGGUAAAGACAGACUUGUGCAAGAAUCAGACAUACCACAACUCAACUACAUCAAAGCUUGUAGUAGAGAAUCUUUCCGGCUUCACCCAGCUAAUGCCUUCAUGCCUCCGCACGGAGCCCGACAAGAUACUACUCUUGCUGGUUAUUUCGUUCCCAAAGGUAGUCAAAUUCUUGUGAGCCGUCUAGGGCUUGGUCGCAAUCCUAAUAUAUGGGACGAGCCUAACGUGUUCAAGCCAGAACGCCACCUUUCUGGCCAUGUUGGAAACUCAAUGGACGUGACUUUGAUGGAGCCUGAGAUGAGGUUCGUAAUAUUCAGCACUGGUCGACGUGGCUGCGCAGGUACUAAAAUUGGGACAUCUAUGACUAUAAUGUUGCUCGCCAGGCUUCUUCAGGGGUUCGAAUGGACCCUCCCUAAUGACAAAAGUCAAGUCGAGCUUGUUCCAGCGGACAGUAACUUGUUCAUGGCCAAACCUCUACUCGCAUGUGCGAAACCAAGGUUGGCUCCAACUUUAUAUCCGAAAAUACAGGUCUAAAACUCAGAGAAAUUAUUCUCUUGGAAAAAUUAUCAAGAUAUGUAAUAAUUGAAAUAAGGUUUACUGACUAUAAAAACCAUGUAUCCUACGUUGUACUCUUUCGUUAUCUUUUAAUCCAAUAUUACAGUGAUAAGACUUAUUGUUAUGUCAAUUUAGCAACGGAGAAAUCCAUAUUUUUUGUUGCUUUUUAUUAUGGGUUUCUUUGAGUUUUCAGAAGAUUAUGCGUUUUUAAUACAAUGAAAAUCCAAUGAAGCUGACGAUUAAAAACAGAAUUAGGAUUUGAGAUUAUAAUAGAAUAAAGACUUUUUGCAUAAACCAUUAUAUGUUUUUUAGUUGAAAAAGUUAGAGAGAGGUGAGAGAGUAGAUUCUCUCUUUUCUUUCUCUCCCACCGUUCAUCUUCUACUCGACAAAGCCACCGCUGAUUCUCGUUCCGGUGGCCGACGGAGGGUCUCUACCCGUCGGUCGCCACCCCAAUCGCUCCUGAGUCCAGCUUCAUCCCCUCUCUAGCCUCGAUUUCUCCAUAUCCUCCUUGCUCUUCUUCUCUGGUUCUUCGUCGGUUUUCGGCCGGAACCGGCGAAUCAAAACGGUGACUGAGUGUGUCCUCGGUCUCCCUGGAGUGAUGGCGAGGAUGUGGAUAGUCGGAUCUGAGCAGGAGGCACCGUCUAGGUGGUAGAUCUAGGGUUUUGAUUUCGAGCGGAUCUGGGUCAGUUUCUCUCUUGGAGGGUCCGACGGAGUGGCUGAGCGUCGCUGCCUUUGCCUCUCUUGUCGCUGCCUCCUCUGUCUCCCCUUGUCUCCUCUUCCGGCUGCUAUUGGUAAAAACUUCCCUCUCUCGUUCUGAGUUAAAAAGACGAUACCAAAGCUUAUCGUCGGGGACUUCUUUCUGGUUUGGUUCUUCGAUAAUCACCAUGGCGCCUAGUUAGGUUUUAGAACUGUCUGGGGUUUGGGUUGACUCAGAGCUUUCGUGCCGUUGCUCUGCUAUGUCCCUACUCCAUUCGAUGGGUCUUUUCUCCUCUUCCGCCUGCUGAUGGGAGCUUCUUGUUCCUCCGCUUCUCAAGUUUCAGAAGGUUGAUAGCCACUGUCCCCUGCCUCUCUUGAUGUUCUGUAACUGGUUACCUUUUGUGCUCUGCUCGCGGGAUGGGACCGGAGUUCAGCCGUAUAAACCUCCGCUUCCAUCUGCCAGUACUCCACCUGCGUUUCAUCUGCUGGUUCCUCCUCAUCGGUUUGGAUUCUCAGGAGUGCAGCUUGCCGUCUUCUUGAGCUAGCAGCGUCUGGAGUGGACUUCACUGGUUAGGAAUGGCCGGACCAGGACUUGCCGACCCUGCUUCGCCUGUUCCACGGUUGGAGUCGCCCUCGGGACGGUCUGCGGUCCCUCAGACUGUUCUCCGGCUGUGACCUCUUUGGACUCGUGCGGUUUUGAUGCAGGUCCCGGCAUCAAUCUAUUCGCUGUGGUCUGCUGUUAACUUAAUGGUUGUCAAUUGAACCAUAUUGUUAGUCAAGCUUUAAUCACAUCCAUAUGGCUGGGAUUGAAACUUUGUUUGUCUUAGUGAGUUCUUUUUAGCUUUUUUUGUGGCUCCCUAAGACGCACUUGCUUUGAGUAGCGAUUUAGAUACAGUAGGUUUUGAUUCAUCAAGCUGAAUGUAUCUCUCUGCAUCAUUAUUGAUUUACUGAAAAUUCACAUACUUAACAAAAAAAA